Molecule: messenger RNA, 384 nt
Organism: Drosophila willistoni
Lineage: Eukaryota; Metazoa; Arthropoda; Insecta; Diptera; Drosophilidae
Exons: 2
Coding region: 25-384 (119 amino acids)
Molecular function (GO): protein binding
Source: RefSeq, a predicted model, not a curated record
ACCGCAUCGAAACGAAAGCAAAAAAUGAAUCAACUAUUGCUGCUAUCUGUGGUGUGCAUAUGUGUAUAUGCCUCGGUCCAAGCCAAAGUGAUGCCCAUGAUGAAGGCCCACGAUUUGGUAAUCAAUGCCAAUGGUGAACUUGUCUGGGCGGAUGAACUGACCAGUGUGCCAGACGCUUGCGAUUUCCAUUGCACGGAUCAGGACUUGCCAGUUUGCGCCCACAAUGGCCAAUGCCUGCAAAUGUUCACCAGCUCCUGCACAAUGUCCUCGUACAAUUGUCGCCAUCCCCAGAAGCGCUUCGAUACCGUUGAAAAUUGGCGUUGUCGCGAAAACUGGGCACCCAUGUGCUCCGAAGCCGAACGCAAGGAGCUGAAACUGCAAUAG